Beta vulgaris subsp. vulgaris (sugar beet) is the source of this 2552-nucleotide messenger RNA. RefSeq names its product AP2-like ethylene-responsive transcription factor AIL6. The record is from RefSeq and is a predicted model, not a curated record. Bases 495 to 2126 code for a protein of 543 amino acids. Gene Ontology annotation, biological process: regulation of DNA-templated transcription. Gene Ontology annotation, molecular function: DNA binding; DNA-binding transcription factor activity. The transcript has 9 exons. Lineage: Eukaryota; Viridiplantae; Streptophyta; Magnoliopsida; Caryophyllales; Amaranthaceae.
CUUACUCCUGUGUGGUGCAACGUAUGUGCGUGUGUAUCUGUCUCUCUGGUUUUACGCCGGUUGGCAGCCGAAACCGCCCUUUCCUCCCCUUAUAAUCCUCCACAUCUCCCUUCUCUUCUUUUCCUUUCUCUCUCUCUCCUCUCUCAAACUCACUACCUUCCAUUUUCUCUCACUACUACCUCAUAAACUCUACUUACCUUCUCUCUCUACUUUUCAUUUUCACCUUCAUUAUAAUCUUCAAUUCAUGCAUCCCUAUAACCCAUUUCAUAUCACUCCAUCUUUAAUUCGUUGCAUGCAUUGAUUAACUCUUUUUUCUUUCAGUCUGAACCGAAAAAUAAACAGUCACUGCACCAUUUUUAUUCAUUAUUUAGCUUCGUGUGUAUCGCAUAACGUUAACUAACUCCUCCACUGUCACCUAUAUCAUUUUCUCUCUCAUUUUUUUUUUUUUUUUUGCAUUUAAGUUUGUGUGAUUUUUUUUUUUUUAUAAAAAAAAAAUGGCACCAGCUGCAGCAAGUAGUAACUGGCUUUCAUUUUCUCUAUCACCAAUGGAAAUGUUAGCAACUUCACAUCAUCAUAAUCAUAAUCAUCAAACUCCUCAACUUAAUCUUCCUUCUCCUAUUUCUAACUCUUCUCAUCAUUACUAUCUUGACUCAUUUUACAACACUGAUUGGGGGAAUCAUCAGAAAAUGUACACAGACUAUGUGGUGGACCAACAAAUAGAAGAUCAUCAUCAUCAUCAUCAUGCAUCAUCAACAGUACCUAAACUAGAAGAUUUCUUUGGCGGUGAUAACAACAAUACGACAUCGUAUAACAGCCAACCCGAGUCAACAACUCAAGACUCGUCUUCUCAGUUAACUCAUCUUUACGAGUCAACUCAGCACCAUAACUCGGCACCUAACUACUUCACAAAUCACCACCAACAACAACAACAAGAUCUGAAAGCGUUUCAAGCUGCUUUCUCUACUAACUCGGGCUCCGAGGUGGAUGACUCAGCUGCAACUCACUUAGGGUGCGGUAAUGGAAGUGGGACCGAGUUUGUAGGUCAGUCUAUUGAGUCAACUCAUACUGAGUUGAUCCCGAGUUACACCACCACUACUACUACUAAUAACAACAACAACAACAAUAAUAAUAAUAACAAUGGUGGGAGUUUGUCGCUUGCUGUAGUUCCGCAAGAAAAAUCAAUAGUUGGUGUUGAUACUGAUAAUAGUAAUAAGAAGAUUUCUGAUACUUUUGGUCAAAGGACCUCCAUUUACAGAGGAGUUACUAGGCAUAGAUGGACUGGUAGAUAUGAAGCACAUCUAUGGGAUAAUAGCUGUAGAAGAGAAGGACAAGCACGAAAAGGGCGUCAAGUCUAUUUAGGUGGGUAUGACAAAGAAGAAAAGGCAGCUAGGGCUUACGACUUGGCAGCUCUAAAGUACUGGGGUCCCACUGCCACCACUAAUUUCCCGAUGUCAAAUUACAGUAAAGAAUGUGAGGACAUGAAACAUGUGACGAAGCAAGAAUUCAUCGCCUCCCUCCGAAGGAAAAGUAGUGGCUUCUCUAGGGGUGCAUCAAUUUACCGGGGUGUCACAAGACAUCAUCAGCAAGGGCGUUGGCAAGCAAGGAUAGGCCGUGUUGCUGGCAACAAAGAUUUAUAUCUUGGUACUUUUGCUACCGAGGAGGAAGCAGCUGAGGCCUAUGAUAUAGCAGCCAUCAAGUUUAGAGGCGUAAAUGCCGUGACCAAUUUCGAGAUGAACCGUUAUGAUGUGGAGGCCAUCCUUAAGAGCAACCUACCUAUUGGUGGGGCUGCGAAGCGUUUGAAGCUAGCUACUGAGGCGGCUGAUCAGAAACCGACACUCAGCCUAGACCAACAAUCACAUUCUAGCAAUGGGAGCAGUGGUGGUGGUACAAGCAGUACCAUCAACUUUUCUGCUAUUCAAUCAGUUCCCCCCAUCACAUGUGUGCCAUAUGAUACCGCAACUGCUAUUUUCCACCAGAACCUAUUUCAUCACCUGAAUUCCAAUGGUGGGGCUCAAGCAGUUACUUCGGAUUCUUAUGGUUCCGGAUUGUCUUCAGUGGCUCCGAUGAUGUCGCUGAUGCCACAGACACCAGCAGAGUUUUACAUAUGGCCUCAUCAGUCAUAUUAAAGAGAUAUCAACUAAUGAAGGGUUAACUGCGUAGAAGGUUUUAGUUUUAGGUAUUAGUUAAAGCUUAAUUAGUGCUAUUGAUCAAAGAAGAAAGCUAAUUUUGUCCCAGAGAUGUCUCUCCUAUUAACAGGUAAUUUCCCCUAUGGUUUGUUAGCUGACCAAAUAUUAUGUUUUGAUAUUAGUAUCUGACCCAUUUAGCCUCCUAGCUAGCUAGUGUAGUGAUUAACCUUUUGACAAAGGCUGAUGAUAAUAGAUAUUUCGGGGCUUCAUUAUGCGACUUGGUAGAAAUUAGAGACAAAUACUGGAAAUUUUGUGUAUGUAUAGCUAAAUAGCUUUAUAUCAAUGGCUGAAUGACUAGAUUCGUGAAAUGGGUCAUUGCAUAAAUGUCUUCAGAAAAGAAAAAAAGUUUCAUUAUUUGUAGUUCCA